Symbiodinium necroappetens is the source of this 1739-nucleotide messenger RNA. The record is from the annotation of a GenBank genome assembly. Lineage: Eukaryota; Dinophyceae; Suessiales; Symbiodiniaceae.
GUGCUUCAGUUUCUUACUUGUCUUCCGAAAGCAACGAAUCCUCCCCCUCUGAAGCGUCCUUGGGAGAAUGACAAAGGGGGCCAAUGGAAGGCCGAUGGCAAAGGGGGGGAAGGCAAGGGACGAAAAGGCAAGCACAGGGAGGGUAAGAGCACUGGCAGUGCGAUGCAGCUUCCUCCCGGAGCCAAGGCCGGCUUACAUACUGAUUCGCACAACGAUGCCUCUUCCUUAAAUGCUGUCCUUGCCAUAAGCGAAACGCUGCGAGGCGACAUUUUGUCUCCUCAAGAUGGCCCCGCCAUCUUUUCUGCUAGGAGCAUCGACAAACUGCCUGCCUCGGAUCUGCAGACGCUCACAUCUUUGGGGUUCCCGCUUCUCUCCCCCUCGUCGCAAGAUCAAGCUGAUCUCCAGGCACGGGCGCCUCUGGUGCCAACAGUCCAGCUUGACCUGACGCAUCACGGCUGUCAGGCAGGGGCUCAGAUCACCAUCGAGAAUCCCACCAAUUCGUGGUACUGGUCCAUCCUUGCCUUGCAAAUCCGACGGUGCAAGGACAAACAGCUUAAGGCCGUCAGCCUCGCCCACCCGAUGGAUGUUGCUGCGGCCCUUCCGAAAAUCACGUUGGAUGCCAUCUUAAAAAGCUUCUCUUCUGAUCAGAAGUCUCUGGCCCUUAAGCGUAAGAUUGCCUUGAUGAAGGCCGAGAUCCUCGCUAAAAAGCUUGAGAAGGAUGAGGGUGUCCCGCUCGUUGGUGCCUCGGACUGCCCGCCGUGUUUUGAAACCAAGGUGAGGCCGGCGGUUCUAACGGAGGCAGAGUUGCGGGCAGCGGCACCCGACUUGCGUCGUGGAAUGAUGUCUAGGUCUUUGCAUCAGGAGCCGGAGCACACAGCCCAUCUGUUGGAAGCCACUAGAGAGGAGCUCGCUUCGGGGUUUAUCCAAGGACCAUUUACAGAAGAGCAGGUUACAGCUCACUUUGGGCAUCGGCAUUGGCUGGCCAUCCGACGUUUCAUCAUUAAGCAGGGGCAAAAGCUUAGGCCGAUUGAGGACUGCUGCGAAGCACAUUUGAACGAAGCCUAUGCAGCCACCAUCAAACUUCGGUUACAAGAUGCGGAUUUCUUCGUCGCCAUGGCGCUAGAAGUAGCUCGUCUGUCGGGCAACAAUCCAAAGGCUGCCCGGCCUUGGGUAGCUAAGUGCCUCGACUUGGCCAAGGCGUACAAGCAGCUGCCUGUAGCAGGUUGUCACAGGGAUCUUGCGGUCAUCAUGGUAGAAGAAGAAGAUGGGAGUCACUCGUUUUACCUUAGCAGUUCCUUGAUGUUUGGAUCGACUUCAGCGGUCUUUGCCUUCAACCGGGUCUCUAGGAGCAUCUGGUGGCUCCUGACGAAGGUAUUGCAUAUUCCAUGUUCCCAUUUUUACGAUGAUUUCCCAAUGCUCGUUCCUGAAGACAUGGGUUCAGAAGCGGACGCCAGCGCCUCAAGGUCUUUGUCCCUCCUUGGUUGGCGUCAUGCCAAGACUGGGGAGGGAGGCAAAGGUCAUCCUUUCAUGAGCAGGUUUGACGUCUUGGGGCUGUCGGCCGAUGUGGCUAAGCUGCACCUUGGCACAUUGGUCCUUUCCAACAAGGAAGGUCGUGCGGAAAAGAUCCAAGAUCUUCUCUGCGUGGUGUCGGAUGAGGGUCGCAUCACGAGGCAUCAAGGACAAGUCCUCUUGGGGCUGCUUCGCUUUGCAUCAGGGUUCUACGGCGGAAGGACGUUGAG